This is a messenger RNA of Sturnus vulgaris (Common starling), 9150 nucleotides long. NCBI's taxonomy places the organism in Eukaryota, Metazoa, Chordata, Aves, Passeriformes, Sturnidae. The record is from RefSeq and is a predicted model, not a curated record.
UCCAGAAAAAUUGGUAUUGAUUUUCAUUUUGGAAACCAAAAUUAUAACUACUAAUGUGACUAUAUUUGCUUAUCCAAGACCUCAGUGCCAGCUAUUGCUAUUAAGAUUAGGUAAAGUACAUGUUGGCUAUAUUUUAACUAUGAGUUUUUAGAAUAGUUUAAACAUGUAGGUAAACAAGCCACAGUAUAUAUAGGCAGUGUAGGGUUUUUUUAAAAGGUCAUCUGUGUAAGUUCAGCCACAAAUAACUUUUUUGUUGCCAGUCGUCUUGCUGAUAUUAUUUAUGUUAUGAAAAUUCUAUUAAAAUAUAUUAAAAACGUUUUCAUAUUUUUUAUGACUGGAUAAUUCAGACCACAUUAUUGACACUGUUUUGUGAUUUAUUUUUAGCUUCUUUCUUCAUAAAUGUCUUCUAAAUUUAGGGAGGCAUAAAGUUGACAAAAAGCUACAUAUGUUUUUCCAACCCUCUUCCAACUGCCUGACUUUGUCAAGAGUGUAAAAUUAUGUAGCAGAGAGUAAAAUAUGGUUUAAGCAAGAUUCAAUCAUCCUGAAAGGCACUGCUUUGUUUUGUGUUUUGGUUUACUCCCAUUAUUUUUUCUUCUUCUUUUUUUUUCUUUCUCCUCUAUGUGUCCAUGUUUUGUUUCCCCCUGCUUUUAAGCAAAAUUAUGUGAUUUAUCAUAGUGCUUUACUUUGAAUCCUAGCUCACUGAAAUAAUUCAACACAUAGCUCUUUUUUAUUAUGCUUUUAUUUCAGCAAGCUGACUUUUUGCACAAUGGGAUAGUGUUUGGACACCUGAAAAUUCAAAUGAAAAGGAGAACUUUUACUUGAGUAGUUUUUUACCAACUUUUCUAAAUAAUCAUGCUAUUUGUAGAAUUUUGACAAUUUAUAUACAUUUUCUAUAUAUCGGAUGCACUUGCUUGUGCAAACACAACCUGUUGUAUGUUUUGCUUACAAUGCUAAUGCAGCAUAUCACAUGUUAUCUGGGUCACAUCACUUAUGUGUAGUGAUGAGUAGUUGCUACUUUAUGGCCCAGCUUCCACUUUUGUGUAUCUCAUUCCAGUUGAAAGAUGAUAGAUACACAGGGCUCAAUGUAGAGAAACAACCCCCUGCUGAAAUCUGCAGUAAAACCAAUCUGAUAAAAGGCUUACCAAAAGAGUGAAUAUCUCUAGAAAAGUCUAAAGAUGAAGAGACCAAGAGAAGAACAAGCAAUGCAACAGAUUUUAGAUUGACAUAGAAAAAGUUAUAGAACUAAUCACUAAUCGUGGUAUAUUAUAGUUAGUAUAACUUUAAUUCGACUGAUUAUUAAGUAUUUUGGGCGGAGAGAGAAGUCCGAUUUGCCAUCAGAUUCACAACUAUGUAGUUAGAUUUUAAAUACCUUUCUUACCACUAAGCAUAUGUCUACAGUCUCAUAGCAACAGCCAUAAAAUAUACCACGUGAUGUUUCCAGCUAAUUUGGACAGUAUACUCAAAGGCUAAGGCACAUAUUCACAUGUUUUAGCACAACCCAUGCAAAUUUUUCAUUGUAUCUAACUCACAUGCAAGUAAUUUGGACUGAAUUUGCAAAGCUUUCUUUUCCCCCUUAAAACUGAUUUUUCUUUCUGUGAAGGUUUUUCUUUCUUCUUUUUUGCACAGUUCAUGUGAAUCAGGCUUUAAAACAUUGGGCAUAAAUCUGAGAGUAAUAGUAACCAUGGAUCUGAGGCAGAGGAGAAUUAGUAGCAGCUCUAGGUAUCAGUGGGUGCGAAGGUCUCUGUCAUUAAGGACCACACUAAAUAAACAUGCUAGAAUAGGAUUGCUUUAUUGCUCUUUGCUCAUUUUAUGUCAUUUUAUUGCCUCACUAAUGACUAUAGAAUUAGGUGUGUAAGGGAGGUCUGAAAAUGUAGAGCUAAAAGAGGUACAUAGACAAGCGUGUGUGUCCUGUAGAGAUUCCAGCUUCUCAUCGUGGAUGAUGGAGAGACUAAUUUACCUUGCAUAGAUGAGUGCGGGUAGGGAGAGAGGCAGAGAGGGACCUCAAGAACAGAUCCAUUUCUGGGCUUCACCCUCACUUUAGUACCCCUGAUGAUUUCUAUGUGCCUUUAUAGUCAUCCCAGUGGGAGAGACUGUGUCAUCUCAAGUAGUGUUUUUUUUUUUCCUCCACUAUUAGCCAAAUGGUAAAUUCCUGAUCCAGGGGCUAUACAUGAAAAUACGCAGAUAGGAAUUUAUUUAAUAUAUGUUUAACUGUUGAAUAAAGUAGUCUAAUUUAUGAUAAUGCCAGAAUCAAUCUGGCAUGCUGGUGUAACAGUAUCACUCCUGAGGACAGAAAGUACUGAUGGGCUAAUAAUUUUACUGCUUUCUAUUUUGCAUGCACUGCAGUUUCCAAAAUCAAUAAAGAAUGUAGUACCUCAGCAGACUUACAAUUUAGACUGUAAGAAUCUCUGUUCUUGACUAAAGUCCUGUUGUAUCUAAAUAAGGGGAGUUAGUUUCAUCCUUGGUGUUUAGAAGUGAUUUUCUGUGUUGUCACUUUCUUUCAAGGGAAAGUACGAUGUAUUACCCAUAAGAUUUUGAGUAAUGUAAAAGGCAAAGCAAAGAAUGCUGCUGAAGCAGGUGGAUAUUUUUGAAAUACAAAAAGCUAAAAAUGGCAUGCUUUUAUUUGGAUCUUAAGAUCAUGAAAUUAUAUUUGGGGUACAGAAGGCAAAUUGUCUUUCAGAACUUUAUGAGUGACCAGUGCAUAUUUUGUUUGGAUUUAAGACUUGCUCAUAAAUGCAUAGACUACACAUACAUAAGAAUGCAUAGAAUUAAUAGGCAACAUUGAAAUAAAUAUAUAUAAAGCAAUAAAUUGGUAGUGCCUGUCUAGAUAAAGCUUAGCAUUUAAAAGGGCAGUUCACCCCACCCAAGAAAAGUCAGCAAGGCUGCAAGAGUUGUAAAGUAGUUCUCAAGGUUACUACAAAAUGUCCCUUUGUUUCUUUGAUGCCUUCAUCCUUUUUGAAAUGCUGUGCACACAGUCAAAUUAAAAUUGUUUUUCUUUCAGGCUUUCUACUACAAAUCCUGUUUUACUAUGUAGUUUACCCAGUUUACCUAAACAUUAGUCAUCCAAAGAGCAGGGGAUCUUUUAUUCAUAUGCUUCUAUGUCAAUAGAACCACAGCCUUAAAAACCAUUUUGUCUUCUAUUCCCUACAUGUAAUCCUUCCAGAUAGUAUUUCAAGACAUUUUAUAAAUUCUAUGCUUUUUUACUGUACAAGUGGAAGAAAAUCUGGCAUCAAUGUUGUCUGAUGACUUAAGCAUUUUCUUUAAUCUUCAGAAAUGCCUUUAUACCUUGAAUGAAAGCACUGUAUUCUCAACUUUUAUAAUCCAAAUAAGAAUUUUUUUUAGGAGCAUAGUUGGUUUGCAUUGCAGGUAGUUUAGCAUUUAUUUUACUCUUAUUGGCUGCAGGUAUUACCUAGAAAUGAGGAUGGAAACACAGCCUAGGAAAUCAGCCUUUCCUCAUCUGUUUCUGAAGAACUGAAGUGUCUGUGCUUUGUUGUUUUCUUUUCUGAGUGUAAGUAAAGUUUUGCUGCAUGCUUCACUAACCUCCUUGCUUGCUAGAGACAGUAUCAUUGUCUGUCCUAUCUGAACAUGCCUCUCACUCAGAAACUGACAGCCAUUUAGAGAUGAAUCAGUUGUAAAGCUCAUGUGCUUCUGAAAGCAAUAUAAAUACCUAUGAAUUUGGAGAAGCUGGUGGUAGGUUGGUAGAAGAUAUGCACACCCCAAAAAUUUUUGCUGAAUUGUAUCAUUAUUUUGUCCACCCAAGGCUGUGUGUACUCCUCAUCAGGCAAUUGUUCCCUCAUCAUAUCUUAUUAUUUUCUCCAGGUCAGAUUUUCCAAUAUCGUUUGGGCAAAAGUUGGAAGACCUGUGAGUAACUAGUUACUUCUUUCUUUUUUUCAAAUUGGUAUGCUUUAGUCAGCUAAUUAAGGACUUUACAAGUCCAACAUGUAUUGACCAUGAAGACGUUAUACUUGAAAGCUGAUGAUUUUUUCUACUGAUUUCAUUAGACUUUGAAUGAUCAGAGAUUCUUCAGUUCUGGGCCUUAAAUAUACAUCACUUGAAAAAAUAUUCUUCUCCUUUCCAUUUGUUAAGUGAAUUCUACCUUGAGUGCUUUCCUCUGUACCCCAGUAAGCUUCACGAUUCUUGCUCCUUUUUACUCAGAAGCAGCUUGUGUUUUGAAUUCAGUCCCACUUGGUUCAUCAUGACUUUUCUGCAAAUUUUUAUGCUUAAUAACACUACUUUUGCUCAAUUUGUGCAAACAUAUUUUGGACUUGUUACAAUUUGAUUUUCUGUCAGGGAUAGUUCCAAAAAAGAGAAAAUGAUGGGCAGAGGAAAUGAUGCUAGUGUAUAUCUUAUUUGCAAUUCUAAUAACAGCAGCUUUGUGAAUUUGAACACAUUAGUAAAGAGCACUUCAUUCAAGUGCAUAUUACCACAGAACUUACUAAACAUGCCUAAGAAUAAUGCUAUUCCAAUUUGGGCAAAUUAGAUGGAUAACAUCAUUUACAGCAGUUGUUAAUUAGGCAUCAGCUUAAUCACAGCAUAAUUCUGUUAAUUGCUUAUCACAAUGGGGUUAACUUUCUGUCAUUUAUAUUUAUUUAAUUUUUAAUUAGAAUGAUACACUUGAUAUUUUUCACUGGCCACUUUAUAAAAAAAUAGUCAUGAUGUAAAUGUUCAGCACGAUAAUACUCGAAGAGAUCUCCUGAGUCACCAAUUUGGCUGACAUCACCAACCCAUAUAAUUCCUUUCAUAAAUUUCUCUCCAUGUCUUUAAACUAGUUAGGUUCCUCGCCUCUGCUGCCCAAAUGGAGGUUUGUUGCAGUGCCAUAACCCUGACAUGUUUAGAAGCUUUCCACUUGCCAGCCUCAAAUUUAUGCCUUUGUUCUUAUGGCAGAAUUGUUUUAUUGUCUAAAUAAGUUUUUCUCCUAUGUAGCUUACAGCACAUGAUUUAUUUGUAGAAUAAACUCCCUCUCACUUUUCACUUCCCUGAGAUGGGCAAACCAACUCCUUUUAGCCUCCUUCAGUAAGAUCUACAUUCUUGUGCCCUGAACAUGGCUGGCAAGCCAUUAGUGCUCCUUAAUUCCAGCUGUAAUGGCAGCUUUUAACUCCACUUCUCGUGUAGAUGGAAACAGAAAUGCCAUUCACUGUCAGAUGAAUGACAGAUAGCAGGAGGUGUAGAUGACUUUUGCUGGCUGUAGGAAAUGAGUCCAGAAGUGAUUGUUUGGCUUCUUAUUCUGGCUAAAUUAUCAGAUAUGGCAGUGUCUUAAUUACAACUGUUUGAGACAUCUAAGUAAAUUUUUUCAAACCAAGCCCAUCAUGGUAAUUUUAUUUAUGUAUACACCUGAAAAAUACGUAGUGCUAUUAAUGUUAGUAAUUUAGCCUGGGCAAGAUAGAAAGUUGUUGUGAUUCUUAGGGAAUAAAUUUUUCAUUGUGAAUUGUAAUACUGGUAAACAACUGGAGAACAAUCCUGUACUGAGAAGAGAAUUAGAGGACUAGCUAGGAAAAAACUGUGCUGUGAACCAAAGAGUCUUGGUAGACAGCAAGCAGAGCAUGACCCAGCAGUGAAUCCCAGGAGAAGAGGGCCAACAGAAUCCCAGCCUGUAUUAGCAGGGCUCUGGGAAAUUAUUAUUUCCUUUUACUCAGCACUUGUUAAAUUACAUCUAAAAUGGUGCAUCUUUGCCCACUUGCUGCCUUCUUUCUGAAAGGAAAUAAAUGGAUUAACUGAAGAAAGUUCAGUGGAGGGCCACCAAGAUGGUAAAGGGCUGAUGCACCUGACCAGCUGAGGAGAAGCUAAUAGACCAGAGUUGUUUCAGCCUAGAGAUGGCUUUGUGGGAGACACCCUCACAACAGCCUCUGCUACCUCAAGGCUGUUUGUGAAAAGAUGGACUUUCACUGUGGUACAGGGAUGGGUCUGUGAAUUAUGCAAGAAUCCUGUUGUCAUAAUUAUGUUACUGGGCUCUGCUGGAGUCAGGAGGAGAACUGGCCUGAGACUGCAUCUACAUGUCCACAAGGAAACAAGAUGAUUUGUGACUCUCAGGUAACCCUGGGGACAUGGAUAUUAGAAGGAUGAAUUUUUAAAGAAUUUUUUUUCUAGGUCUUUUUAUGUAAAAUUUCCUCCUUCGUUGGUAAAUUGUCAUAAAUUGCUUUUUAAAAUAUUUAUUUAUUUAUUUAAUCAAGUCAUUGGUUCAUGGUGCAGCUACUUUUACUGAGUAGGAACUGCAGACACUUUUCCAUUCAAAUAUGCAUUUCAAUGCUGUAUAUACAGUUACUAGCUCUUAUUAAUUAGGCAUAAACUGGGUAGUUUUCCUACAUAUGUAACCUCUAUGUAACUGUUUUUCAGCAGUGUAAAGGGUAGUUUUUUGUAAAGAAUAUAUUGAGAAUAAUAACAUUUGAAAUUCUGCUAUCCAACAUUUGAAAGCACCAGAUUAGCAAGUGAAAUUCUGCCGUUCAGCUAUAUAUUUGGCACAGAUUCAAGCAGCUUUACAAGGGGUUUUUAACUGGGUUUGUACACGCCAUGUCUACAACUGGUGGGCUGUGGACCUACCCAGAGAUAGAGAAGAUGACUAAUAUUUCCUUUCCACCUGUACAUCUGAAUGGUGCUUGGAAAUGCCAUGCAGCCGUCAUAUCUGGUAUGAAGAGGGUGUAGAGCAGGAAGCCACUGUCUGAGAGUCUGCAGGGUACAGUGCCUGGAGCCAUUGCAGCAGCACAGUGUGUGAUGGAGGGGAUUUAUGAACUGGCCGUGCUGCAGACUUAUGUGACUUGAAGCCUUGCUUAAGGAUGCCUACAGAGCUAGGUCAUUGCUGGUGGGAAAGAGCACUAUAAGCUGUAAAAUGGGAGAUUUUACAGCUGUCUUUUAAAACUUGUAAGUGGGUGAUUUGGGUAGAGUUUGAGAUAGUCCAUAAUCAUAUCAUAUUUCCUUAUUGUUCUGAAGUGAGACAGCAAAAUGGCAUAUAAACUUACAUUCUCUACAUAGAACAACCAGAGUAGUUUGUUUAGAACUGUUUGUACCAUACAUUGACAACAAAAUGUACAGCAAAGCAUGAGGGAUGGGAAGCUUCCUGCACGUCCUUGGGUUCAUGCAAGAACUGGAACCAAUACAACUCCUGAUAAGAUUAUUUCAAAAAGCAUUCCAAGAUUAUCAGAAGGGUUGCACUGUAUCAUAAAAGAAAAAAAAUACCCAGGUAUUUCAGCAUGGAGAAGCAGUUUUCCAGCUCCUCCCAUUGCUUCACGUAAGUGACACAGUUAUAGUUAACUUUGGAUUAUCAAUCACUGUGAAACAGAAUGGGAAGGUUGUACAUUUGAACAGCUUUUCCACUGCUUUUGCAUUCAAUGAUGCGGCUCUCAGAACCCAUUCUGGACAUGGAAAUGGCAAACUACAGUGAAGUUUUAGAUCCAACAUAUACAGCACUGGAGUUCGAAACUAUGCAGAUUCUGUAUAAUGGCAAUGACAGUUCAGGAGAAGCUGUCAACAUGAAUGCUGCUGACAACGGGGUCAGUAGUCUCUGUGCAAUAUGUGGAGACCGAGCAACCGGAAAACAUUAUGGUGCUUCCAGCUGCGAUGGAUGCAAGGGAUUUUUUAGACGUAGCAUAAGGAAAAACCACGUCUAUUCAUGCAGAUUCAACCGACAAUGUAUUGUUGACAAGGACAAAAGGAAUCAAUGCAGAUAUUGUCGUUUAAAAAAGUGUUUUCGAGCAGGAAUGAAAAAGGAAGCUGUACAAAAUGAACGGGACAGGAUAAGUACGAGAAGAAACACUUUUGAUGGCUGCAACAGUCCCUCUAUUAGCACAUUGUCACAAGCUGAGACACUCUCCCGCCAGAUUUCGAUCUCCAGUCCUGGUGCUAGCACUGAUAUAAAUGUUAAGAAAAUUGCUGGUGUUAGUGAUGUCUGUGAAUCUAUGAAGCAGCAACUUUUAGUCCUUGUGGAAUGGGCUAAAUAUAUUCCAGGCUUCUGUGAACUACCACUCGAUGACCAGGUUGCCCUGCUAAGAGCACAUGCUGGGGAGCACCUGUUGCUUGGAGCAGCAAAACGGUCCAUGGCAUAUAAGGACAUUUUACUUUUAGGCAACAAUUACAUAAUUCAUCGCAACAGCACUGAAAUAGAGAUCUGCCGAGUAGCAAAUCGGAUUCUGGAUGAAUUAGUUCGUCCCUUCCAGGAAAUUCAAAUAGAUGACAAUGAAUAUGCUUGCUUGAAAGCAAUCGUGUUUUUUGAUCCAGAUGCAAAGGGCUUGAGUAAUCCAAUGAAGAUUAAGAAUAUGCGAUUCCAAGUCCAAAUCAGUUUAGAGGAUUAUAUUAAUGACCGUCAGUACGACUCCAGAGGAAGAUUUGGAGAACUACUUCUUCUACUGCCUACACUCCAAAGCAUCACUUGGCAAAUGAUUGAGCAGAUACAAUUGGUUAAAUUAUUUGGGAUUGUUAAAAUUGACAGUUUGCUUCAGGAAAUGUUACUGGGAGGUACUUCUAAUGAUGCCACUCAUCUGCAUCAUCCAAUGCAUCCUCACUUAGCCCAAGAUCCAUUAACUGGCCAAACUGUCCUCAUAAGUUCAAUGUCUGCUCCUGUACAUACAGAACAGAUACCAACUCCAGAAACUCCAUUACCUUCCCCUCCACAAGGCUCUGGGCAAGAAUACAAAAUGUCGGCAAAUCAAGCUUCAGUCAUUGCACAGCAAUCUAUUUUGAAACAAAAACCAUUGUGAUAAUAUUUUUAUCUCUGUCUUAGCCUUCCUUCCCUUCCUUCCCAUCCUUUUCAUGCACUAGAUAGAUCGGUAUAACACUUGCACAUGUAAAAUCUCAGGUUGAUAAAGGAAAUUAUUUCCUCAGCAGCCACUACUAAGUGGGUGUUCCUUAAAACACCUCAUGAUUUGGAAAGUAAUGCUGUUCUGACUACUGCAUACUGCUGUAACUGUGGAUGCUGCAGUCUGACAAAUCUGUAUAGAGGUAGAUAUUGUUUUUACAUCUUAUAAAUGCACAGAUUCAUGUUUUAUUUCCUGUUUUAGUUGUUGUCUUAAUAUUAUUGUUUUAGAUGUGUAUGUAAUUUUUUCAUUAUAAUGGAACUGGUUAGUGCUUGUUUAGCUGUGAAUUGUAGACAUGAAAAAGUGGGUUAUUCAGGCAAAAGCCAAGAUUCCACUAAUAGUAGAACAUUAGGAUGCCAAAAAAGUACAUGAA